UGUUAUUGAUACUGUAGCACUUCCGUGUUUACAAAAAGUGAUAGCGAACGUGUGUUUUUGUAUGGCUAUAUCGUGCUGGCUGACGAGCUUGGUCUGUAUGGCCGUUGAAUUUUGAAUACGAAUUGCAUGCAAACGCAUUGUGCAAUGUCUGAGCGCAGAUACAGCUCAUAACUACGCACAUAGAUCAUUAGCAUUUAUGCUACGAGAUGAGGAGCAGUUCAUCCACAUCCUUGGCGCCUGUGCGCAGUUUGGGCUCCGUUCGUCUAAAUAGUCCUUCGUUUUGUUCAAGUUCGGCACAAACAAUUGUGUUAUUAGAUGCUGCUGCCGAACAGUUAAUGGUACGUAGAGAUUUCCGUGCGGCUGUCGAGACGUGCGAGAGAGGUUUGGACGGCCUUGGCAACCUCGGUGAACAAGGAGAAAACAGUUUCAGGUAUGGAGAGCUGAAAGCAGCUCUGUGCGUGGUUGGGAUCCAAGCAUUGGCCGAGCUCAACCAGUGGAGCGGCGUACUCACAUGGGUACUUCGGCAAUAUGGUAGGCCUGAGAAGAUACCAGCCAAAAUUGUACAGAUGUGCAUACUCCUAUAUGCCAAAGUGGGUGAACCAGCUGCAAUGGAGGAGGUGGGCUGUGAUUGGCUGAAGUGCCAUGCCAACAGGAGCACACCGGCCUUUGGGACUGUUGCAGAGCUGUACCUCAUACACAUACUUUUGCCCCUGGGUCGACUGGUAGAAGCACGUGAGCUGGUGCUGGGAGAGGUGGGAGGUACUGCAUUUACUGAGGACCAGAGGCAAACAGCACUGGAAAUUGUGGAGAGUCAGGAGGGUCAGGGCCAGGGAAGGCUGAGUCUCUGUUCCCAUCCCCCUGCCAGUCCAAUCCAGGGCACUGAGCUCAGCACUAACGCAGGUGUCGCAGGUGCUGCUAGUCGGAGGCUGGAAGUCUUGUUGAGGCUGGUGUACAGAGGGCUUUCAGUGGCUAAGAAAGGCUUGUGGUCGUUACUUUUCCAGAGGGCCUUGCUGGCUGCCUUCCUACUCUAUCUGAUUCUAGUCCGACUGGACCCAGCUCUGCCUCCAUCCUUCCCCUGGAUCUCACGCUUGCUGCGAAUUCUCCGACAGAUGUGGGAUACUAUGUUUGCCCCAUACUACCAAGCUAGCUCCAUGAGCUAAACCAAAGUCUUCUGCAUUGAAGAAAAACUGCAUGUGUGAAAACGUCUUUGCAUACAUCUGGUGGAUCAAGACUACUUUUGUCUACAUGCCUAUGGAAGAUGUAGGAUUACAAGUCUGUUUUUUUUUUGUACUCAGAUUCUGAAGCCUGAAAAAAAAAGCCUUUUUAAAAAUCUAGUGGCUAGAUUAGCAAUGUCUCUUCAAUUAAUUUAUAAGCAAGAACAUAGCAGACAUGGACAGAAUAACUCAAAGUCUCAAAUUUGAGAUGCCGUGAUCCCAUAUUAAAAUAUUUUGUGCAAUAAAACUGUCCCCUCUGUUUUACCUGUUUGACGCGUAAAGAAAGCACGUGUAGGCGAUAUUCAUAUUUAAUUAUAUUCCUGUCGGUUGCGCUUAAGAUUUAUUUACUUGCAUUCUCAUUGCAAAAUGAUAACAGUAAAGUAAUAUUUUCGUUCCAUCAUGACGGUAACCUAAGUGUAGACGGGAUUAAAACGCACCAGUACAUUACUGUAUAUUCGCUGAGAAUCGUUGGAGUGUAAAAUGUUGCUGUGUGAGCAAUAAAAUGAGUAACCACAA
Messenger RNA from Anguilla anguilla (European eel), 1730 nucleotides. RefSeq names its product peroxisomal biogenesis factor 26 (gene pex26). Lineage: Eukaryota; Metazoa; Chordata; Actinopteri; Anguilliformes; Anguillidae. The transcript has 5 exons. The record is from RefSeq and is a predicted model, not a curated record. Gene Ontology annotation, cellular component: peroxisomal membrane; peroxisome. Gene Ontology annotation, biological process: protein import into peroxisome membrane; protein import into peroxisome matrix. Bases 207 to 1160 code for a protein of 317 amino acids. Gene Ontology annotation, molecular function: ATPase binding; protein-containing complex binding.